AUGGGCAACUCGCAGAGCUCGUCCAACCUCAAUGAGCCCGCGGUCGAGAAGAUCCUCAUCCAACAACUCCAGUCACUCCGCACACGCGACAAGCUCUACCAAGUCGAAACCGAGCACGAGUAUAUACAAGUCGAAGCUGAGAAGGGAAUCCCGCACUGCUACUCGACCGAUCCCUCUCUGGACAUAAAAACCGCUUCAGAAUGGGAAAGGGAACUUCUCUCCUCCCCGAAGAACCGCCUCGCAUUGAACGCCCUCAUCUCAAACGAUAUCCGCUCUGUCAUAAGCAAUAAAGUUGCAACUCUUCCUGACACACAAACAUUCAACGUCAAGAUCCCGUUUGAGGGGUCGCCUGUGACAAACCAACGCUCCUCAGGACGAUGUUGGCUGUUCGCAACCACAAAUGUGCUGCGUGUGCCGAUUAUGAAGAAAUAUAAUCUAAAAGAGUUUGAGUUGAGUCAGUCUUAUUUGUUCUUCUGGGAUAAGAUGGAGAAGGCGAAUUGGUUUCUAGAGCAAAUGAUUGACACGGCGGAAAAGGAGUUGGGAGACAGAGAGGCGCAGGAGUUGUUGUCGGCGCCGGUCAAUGAUGGUGGGCAGUGGGACAUGGCGAGUAACCUGGUCGAGAAAUACGGAUUGGUUCCACAAAAGUUGUACCCGGACAGCUACAACGCCAUGAACUCCUCGGCCAUGGGUUCGAUCCUGACAACAAAAUUACGAGAAGAUGGUCUUGCUCUGCGCGCUCUGGUCCAUAACGGAGUCUCGGCCACUACCAAAAGGUCAUCCUCGUUGGCUCUUGCAAAAGCGAAAAUGAUGCGUGAAAUUCACUGCAUCCUCACGCUCAUGCUGGGCCCGCCUCCCAAACCAGACGAGAAGUUCACAUGGGAAUUCUACGACAAGGACGAAAAGUACCACAAAACAACAAUGACGCCGCUCGAACUCGCCAAAUCCCUCUCCACACCGAGUGUAGUGAGAAGUUUGGGCGGUGCUGACGUUUCCCGUAUGUUCAGCCUCGUGAACGAUCCCCGGAACAAGUACAUGGGCCUUCUCACCGUCUCACGUCUGGGUAACGUCGUCGGCGGACGACCAAUCACCUACGUCAACGUGGAUAUGACAACGAUGAAGAGAGCAGCGAUCGCGAUGCUUCGCGCCGGCCUCCCUGUCUUCUUCGGCAGCGACGUAGGCAAAUUCUCCAAUUCGCAGAGCGGCAUCAUGGAUCCGGAACUGUACGACUACGGCCUCGCAUUCAACAUCUCGCUCAAUCUGUCCAAGUCUCAGCGCCUGAAGGUACGAGAGUCCGCGAUGACGCACGCUAUGGUCUUGACGGGCGUCCAAAUGGAAGACGACGGUAAGGGCCGCGAGAGGAGCGUGCGGUGGCGCGUGAUGAAUUCCUGGGGCGAGAGCGCUGGUGAGAAAGGUUACUUCGUCAUGACAGAUAAAUGGAUGGAUGAGUUUGUCUACCAGGUCGUGGUGGAUCCAGGUUUUGUGGCAAAGGAGGUUCGCGAUGUGUUGAAGGGCGAGCCAGUCGUUCUACCGCUGUGGGAUCCUAUGGGGGCCCUGGCAUGA
Messenger RNA from Cladophialophora psammophila CBS 110553, 1560 nucleotides. RefSeq names its product bleomycin hydrolase. Gene Ontology annotation, biological process: response to toxic substance; proteolysis; L-homocysteine catabolic process. The record is from RefSeq and is a predicted model, not a curated record. The coding region runs from base 1 to 1560 and encodes 519 amino acids. Gene Ontology annotation, cellular component: cytoplasm. The transcript has 2 exons. Gene Ontology annotation, molecular function: cysteine-type aminopeptidase activity. Lineage: Eukaryota; Fungi; Ascomycota; Eurotiomycetes; Chaetothyriales; Herpotrichiellaceae.